This is a messenger RNA of Siniperca chuatsi (mandarin fish), 5067 nucleotides long. RefSeq names its product preproinsulin b (gene insb). Lineage: Eukaryota; Metazoa; Chordata; Actinopteri; Centrarchiformes; Sinipercidae. The transcript is spliced from 3 exons. The record is from RefSeq and is a predicted model, not a curated record. The coding region runs from base 4625 to 4960 and encodes 111 amino acids. Gene Ontology annotation, cellular component: extracellular region. Gene Ontology annotation, molecular function: hormone activity.
UGCCAAAGAUUCAAAUAAAAAAUUUUAAAUAAAUUAAAAAAGAAGUUCUCAACUUUUUUUGACACUUUUUUUGAUGCUUUCCCUUUGCGGCCCGCAGCGAUUUUUAAUGGCAGUCAUUCAAUAUUCAAAGAUUUGCUCCGUCUGAGCACAGAUGAAUCUUCAUCUUCAGCCUUUGUAUCAGUAUACACUUCUCAGAGUUGACUCAUGGAAGUCUCAUUACUUCUGCCCUCUUAUGGUUCAAGCUCUCACAUAAAAACAUAAUGAUCCAAGCUGUUUCUGUUGUCUGCUGCGUCCGUCAACGAUUUUUUUUUUUUUUUUUUUGAUGAUCUAAGUCUCCUCAGUUUCCAUCCUCAGAAAGUAGAGGAUAAUUAUGGGAGUAAAAAGGCUCACUAUCAGAGCAGAUUAACAACAUCUCACUAGGCUGAACUCACUCCCUUUUAUCUCCUCAAACGCAGUGGAAGAGAAGACGAGUUACGCAACUCCCACCUUAGGGAUCCAGCCGACUUUCCACCCAACUUCUGUCUGUCUCUGCAUGUCUAGGGUGUCUGCUAGUCCUCUGCUAUUUGAUGUGCGAUUGAAGCAGCCAUGCGACCGGGGAGAGAAGGAUGUGCCUGUUGUUCGCAGCCUCUUUGCUCUGUUCCCUUGAGGGACGAGUUUCAUGGCAGUUGGACCUUUCCUGGUUCUACAUUUAACACCUUCUCAAAUCGCAGUGCCAAGGGAGAAGUGUGGAGCUCCUCUGGACUAAAAACAACCAAAGCAAAAACUGGAUCUUUGAUCAAACAGUGCAGUGUCUGGAUCAAAUCUUAAUACCAACAUGAUAUCUGUAUAAACAUGGGAAAUUAUCCAGAAGUAGUUACUGAUGGGAGCUUUCUUUACUUGAAUGUAACAUUUAAACUGCUUUGGUAGGGCCCUGUUUGAUGUUUCUGAGCUGUUCAUAUUGCAUUGCCUUUUAUAUCUGUAAUGUUUACAUUGGAUUACAUAUUAAUCUCAGUAAUAGGGCAAAAGUUUAUUGCAUUUUCCCCUUUCAAACGGUAUGUACACACCACCGUACAAAACCAGAAAUGUGAUUUUUAAACAUUUCUCUCAGAAAAGCCUGUAUACCUGCAUUUCUGUAAAAGGUUAUUUGUAGAGCAUUUUUAUUGUUAGUGGACAAAGAAAUGUUUAGUAAAGAUUCAACAAGCAGCAAACAUUACAGGCAGAUUUAUUUAUCUACAGUAUAUAGUCCAACAUAGCAUGCUUUUAUUCAAGUGUCAUAUACAUAGCAUGCUUUUAUUCAAGUGUCAUAUACAAAUCACAUGGCCAGCCCAUGUGAUCCUUGCAGUACAAAGACAGAAAAAAAAUCAUAGCAGCACGCAAAUAUAGAUCUUCCUAUGUCAUACGCAGAGUACCACGCUUAAGAAAUGUAACAUGAUCCAAGAGCUUCAGGAGUUGAUGGUAGUGCUAUUACAAGUGAUAGCUCUAUCAAUCUCAGGACUUUUGGGCUUUAAAAGUUCUUCAGGUUAUAGUAAAAGUACAGAAAUCUGUCUCAUAUUAACAUGUACUUGGAUUUAUUAGCCACUAGAUUUUUUUCAAGGUGAGCAUGCACCUGAAUUCAAUGCUGCAAUGACAGCUGAAAGGGGAAUGUGACACAUUUUUAGAAACCGCAUUAUCCCUGCUCCUAGGACAGCUCAGCUGAAAUUCAUGAACAUGCACCUCUAUUUCCUGAAGCUACAAAACUGGAGAACUGCCCCCUGAGAGUCACUGAAAGAUGUAAUAUCUCCCACGGCUCCAUAAUCAAUGAAUAGGUACUGUUAUUUUUUAAGAUUUUUGAGUUUUUGCCCCCAAAGUAGGUAAAUCUGGUUUGUACAUGCUUGUACUGUUAUAAAAUGUAUGUUUUAGUGCUGCAGUUCAACUUAGUAUUAAAUGGCUCAACAAAAUCAGAGCUUCAUUGUCUAUGGAACAGCCCCAAAUUUCACAGUCUCUAAUAUGUCUAUGUCAUAAUAUUUUGCAUGCCAAACAAUUGGAAAUCAGGAGAAAAAAACCUGAUUCCAGCUUAUUUAUAUAAAUGUGUAUAGUCAGUAUUGCUAUUGUCCUCCAAUGGUCUCCUGUAUAUGCUCUAUUUGAUACUAUAGGUGUUCUUUUAUAGGGAAUUACAUUACAACAACACACUGCCCACGGAGUGGUACCUAGUAACAAUUCUAAAUAUUAAAAGUGAAAUUAAACCACAGAAGCAAAGAGGUGAUAGUACAGAGCUGUGCUGCUUCCUCAGGGCCUGACAAUUGAGCCAUCAUUUGAUAUAAAAUUAUACAGCGUGUCACCUCUCAUCUAAAUGUGGCCCACCCCCAGAUACUGUAGGCACACUAAAAUUAUAAAGAACAGCUGCUGCACGUGACAAGAGAUGAUUCAAAAGCUAUGAAAUGAAACACGGCUUGAACAGAAGGCAAAAGCACCUAAAUUACUUUUUCUCCCAAGAAUUACAUUUAGGAUAUGAUACAUUUUGUAACACAGUAGCUUUGUAUGAGCAAUAGAGAUUUUUUUAGAUUGUUGUUUUUAGGGGGACCUAACCAGUUAGUAUGGACACAUCAUCACAAAUUAUGUGUAUAUAUUGAUACAAAGCUGCAUUGAAAAUAGUGCAGAAAAUAGCACCAGCACAGCAUACUGUUACGAAAUAUAAGAAUCCUAAUAUCUCAGAGCAUAACUGACAUGUAACUACACUAUUAACCAACACAUACAGUGAGUGCAUCCAGGAAAGUGAAAACUUGCCAUAUGACACGGGAACAUGGCAUUUUUAUGGCUUCUUUUAGACUGCAUUUUUUAAUCAUCAUUCUAUUUUAUGACACUUCUAACUUAUAGUCUUUUCUGAUUUGUAAGACAGAGAGAUAGACAGACUGAUAACAAAAAUUACUUUAUUCUUAUGAGUCAUUAUUGGUGCACAGAGCUCCACCUUAAACACACCAGUAGUGGUCACUAACAAGCCUGAAAGUCCUCUAAUCUACACUAUGUGAUCAGAAAGUGACAUAUGGUGUUUGUACGUCAGUGUGUUUCCUGUGCCAGUCAGGACACCACACAGCGGGGAUUGAACUGGGUAUCGCUCUGGGUGACUGCCUUUUCAACUUUAUCUCAACUCUGCUGUUGGUUCUCACUCAGUUAAAUAGCUUAGUACCAUUCAAGAGCAGAUCAACAUGCUUACAGGUCAGGGUGUUAAUAGGAGGACCUUAGCGUUUUCCACUGAGGCUGAUAAAGGCCAGGUGGACAUGGGGAGUUAUAAAGGGGAAAGGUAGCCAAGUGGAGAUGUUCUCUGUACCUGUAUAGUCCUAAAGGCCUAGGCCCUUUUCAUCAACUACCAGCUGCUCUGCUGCACUGAGGCCUCAAACACAGGUAAGCAAGUUUCUCUUCAUUCCCUCAAGAUUUCAACUUUUAAAAUUUAUAUGUAUAAUAACCAGGGAUGAAAGUAAAGAGUAGCACGGGCACAAUCUAUAAUUCAACCAAUCUACCGUGCCAAGGAGCCUGGCAUACAGCCACGAGGGAUAGAGGAGUGACGGGCCAGAUAGAGCGCUCUGCCAGUGUUGUAAUGCCUGGCAGAAGUGCAUUGUUAAAGACACUGUUAAAAUGAUUCAUUUUUAAUCCAAUAAUCUGCAGUACACUAUAAGAUGUCCACAAAAGGUCUAUAUAGUUUCUAGAUGACUGCUAAAUAUGUUUUUCACCUUGAAAAUGGAGCUGAACUUCCAACCCGGUAGAAUAUCCAUCACAAAUUGGAUUUAACUAAUAACACUAAUAACAAUUCUGUAAUCUUGGACAGAUCAUUCCCACUCUUGAGCACUAUAGCUGCUAAGCUGGACAGCAAGCUGGGGACUGACCUUGAGGAUACACUGACAGUAUCCACAGUGAUUAUUUGGGGACAUUCUUUCCAGCUUGUAAUAGAUGGCAUUUUGAUAAACAAACACUCACCUGGGAAUGAAAGUAUAGCAAAAAAAUAACAUUAUAAAUAACAUUAAACAUAACCUUGGAUGGCUGAUCUCUAAAAUGCUGUUUGCAAAUAUGAACAAAGAAAUGUCCAACAUCAAAAUGAAACCAUUAGCUUUAAAACUAUCCAAUUCUUUGGAUAGAAAUUAGAAGUAUGCUUACCACGUCACCCCAGUAAAGACCACAUAUCAAGAUGUCAUUUUUGCACUCAUCGCUUUUUUCGCCUGCUUAGGCUCAUGCUAAUUUGGAUGAUUUAGAGAUUUGAGUCAAAUGUCAUCCAUUGACUUGUCCUCAGACCUUGUUUCACCACGGCUUUUCAUCCUGGCCUUUGAAAGAAUGCUUUGUUACGUUUUCUGCUACUUUCAAAGCCCUUAUUAUGAGUUGUGGCAUUGCCUGUCUGAAGCUAUCUGGUGGAAUUUCACAGGAACAUUGCGAAAUAUCUAUAUCUAAAGUUUGUAAAAGAAAGUGGUCUUGUAAUGCCUUUCAGGGAGUGUCAUUUCAAGAAAGGUCUGAUCGAAUCUGAACAUCACUUCAUCCUUUAGCUUUCAACCAUCUGGCCUCGAGGUAUUAAGUAUUGAUAGGUGGAUUCAGUUUUAUUCUGUCUUUGAAACCUAGCAUAAUAAAAAUUUUAUCUAAUGUGUGAGCUUUUCUUUUUGUCCUCUGUCCAAGAGGUCUCCCUCCUAUGGCCAGGGUACUGUGGGCGGUGUCCAUGCUGUUACUGCUGGUGCUCCACUCUCCAGGGGUGUCCUCGGCCCCCGCCCAGCACCUGUGUGGCUCCCACCUGGUGGACGCCCUCUACUUUGUAUGUGGAGAACGGGGCUUUUUCUACAGUCCAAACCAGCCCCACAAGCGGGAUCUGGAACAUCUGCUCGGGAUCCUGUCGAAAAGGGCCCGACAGGAGCAGCGUCUGUGGAGGGCUCUGUCUGGCCGCGAUGAGCCCAAGGUGAAGAGAGGCAUCGUGGAGCAGUGCUGCCAUAAGCCAUGCAGCAUUUACCACCUGGAGGGCUACUGCAACUGACACUCCACAACUAGCACCAAUCAUAGCUUGUAAAAAGUCAAUUUCUGGCCCAAUACUUGCUGGCUAUGUCUUAUCAACUGAAGGAAAUAAAGCUUCAUGACCUAUAA